CUUGCAAGGAAUUUGCAAUGAACAGUUGGCUUUUUCCAUCUCUGUUUACAAAAUAUACAAAAUGCUCCACAAAACCAUGGAUCUGAAAAUUCUCUUUCUUCUGCUAGCUGGUAUGUUUUCUGCUAUUUUUUUACGCUUUCUUUUGUGCAAGGACUUUCUGACGGCUACCCCAAAGGGAGAGGGGGAAAAAUGAAGGGAGGAAAAACUAACCAGGUGUUAGCUUGUACGGUAGGCAACUUACUGUCAAUGUUACACUGAGAUGUUGACUUUUCGAGUAGGCUUUGGCCUUACUAAACCAUUGGAUGGGAUUCUAAGAAGACCUGUUACAAAGAGGAGGGCUGAAGGUGAGGAAACAUUCUUUGAUGUUAAACAGCCUGCAAUGCUCAAUUAAAAAAAAUAAAAAGAUUAGAAGAGGAAACGAGGCUAUGCGAAAACACGGGUAGUCACAAUUGUGGCCUAAAUAACAAAUUCAUAUCUGACAAGGAAAGAGGUCAUAAGUAAACAAAGCAGGCUGGAAUUUUUGAUAGUGUUCUAUAAUAUUCAGUUUUGGAUAGUGCCCUGUUGCACACUUUCAGGGAAUUUUGUAAGGUGUGUGUGCAAGAGCACAAAACCAAACAUUACCAUCUCUAUCAUGUUUCAUAUGAUUCUUGUUUAUAUAUUACAGCUGAUUCCUGUUUAUAUAAUUUUGAUAAUUUUGAUGAUAAUUUUGAUGAUGAUGUUUUGCCCAAGCAUUAAUGUAAAACAUCAGAACUUUUUCUUUUAUUUCUAAAAAGCUUUCUAAAUAACUAAAGCAUUUUAUAAAUAUUAAAAAGCCUUAGGGAAGGCUUUUCCCUAAGGCCAAAAUUUGGAUAGGUUCUUAAAACGACGUUAGAAGCACAAGAAGAGCAAAGUAGGUUCACUGCUCAUUUCUGAAGCUGAGAAGCUUGCAAGCAUGGUGUGAAUUUUGCUCUGUGGCAUUUGCAACGUUAGAGGAAGAAAUAUGAAUUGGCCUCCAGGGGCCCAACAACAUCAUAUGUAGCCAAUUUUGUGGCGGAGUUGAACGGAUUCUGCUGUGCAGUUACAUUAUAGAAUGGUUAGAAUCAUAGGAGUAUAGCAUCUAGAUCAAGGGAAGUAAUAGUGCCACUGUAUUCUGCUCUGGUCAGACCUCACCUGGAGUACUGUGUCCAGUUCUGGGCACCACAGUUCAAGAAGGACACUGACAAACUGGAACGUGUCCAGAGGAGGGCAACCAAAAUGGUCAAAGGCCUGGAAACGAUGCCUUAUGAGGAACGGCUAAGGGAGCUGGGCAUGUUUAGCCUGGAGAAGAGGAGGUUAAGGGGUGAUAUGAUAGCCAUGUUCAAAUAUAUAAAAGGAUGUCACAUAGAGGAGGGAGAAAGGUUGUUUUCUGCUGCUCCAGAGAAGCGGACACGGAGCAAUGGAUCCAAACUACAAGAAAGAAGAUUCCACCUAACCAUUAGGAAGAACUUCCUGACAGUAAGAGCUGUUCGACAGUGGAAUUUGCUGCCAAGGAGUGUGGUGGAGUCUCCUUCUUUGGAGGUCUUUAAGCAGAGGCUUGACAACCAUAUGUCAGGAGUGCUCUGAUGGUGUUUCCUGCUUGGCAGGGGGUUGGACUCGAUGGCCCUUGUGGUCUCUUCCAACUCUAUGAUUCUAUGAUUCUAUAUAAUUGUAGAAUUGGAAGGGACCCUAAAGGUAAAGGGACCCCUGACCGUUAGGUCCAGUCACGGACGACUCUGGGGUUGUGGCACUCAUCUCGCUUUAUUAGCCGAGGGAGCCGGUGUACAGCUUCUGGGUCAUGUGGCCAGCAUGACUAAGCCGCUUCUGGCGAACCACAGCAGCGUACGGAAACGCCGUUUACCUUCCCACCAGAGUGGUACCUAUUUAUCUAGUUCCACUUUGACAUGCUUUCGAACUACAGUGGUACCUCGGGUUAAGUACUUAAUUCGUUCUGGAGGUCCAUUCUUAACCUGAAACUGUUCUUAACCUGAAGCACCAGUUCAGCUAAUGGGGCCUCCUGCUGCUGCCGUGCUGCCAGAGCAUGUUUCUGUUCUCAUCCUGAAGCAAAGUUCUUAACCUGAAGCACUAUUUCUGGGUUAGCGGAGUCUGUAACCUGAAGCGUAUGUAACCUGAAGCGUAUGUAACCUGAGGUACCACUGUACUAGGUUGGCAGGAGCAGGGACCAAGCAGCGGGAGCUCACCCCAUCGUGGGGAUUAGAACUGCCAAGCUUCUGAUCGGCAAGCCCUAGGCUCUGUGGGUCAUGUAUUCCAACCCCCUGUAAUGCAGGAAUCUCAGCUAAAGCAUCCGUGACAGAUGGUCAUCCAACCUGUUCUUAAAAACCUCCAAUGAAGGAGAGCCCACCACCUUCUGCUGUGAACAGCUCUUACCGCCAGAAAGUUCUUCCUGAUGUUUGGUCAGAAUCUCCUUUCUUGUAACUUGAAGCUAUUGGUUCCAGUCUUACCAACCGGAGCAGGAGAAAACAAGCUUGCUCCAUCCUCCAUGUGACAGCCCUUGAAGAUGGCUGUCCUAUUUUCUCUCAGUCUUCUCUUAUCCAGGCUAAACAUACCCACUCCCUCAACCGUUUCUCAUAAAGCUUGGGUUCCAGGCCCUUCAUCAUCUUGGUCGCCCUCCUCUGCACACAUUCCAGCAUGGCAAUAUCCUGCUUAAAUUGUGGUGCCCAGAACUGGAUGCAGGACUCCAGGUGGGGUGCAUUGGUUUGCUGUACUGCUUCUUUAACUUGAAGACCUGAGCAGAAAAGGAGGGCAAGCACAGGCGCCUCUGAUGUGGUAAUUGUUGGAAAGGAGAAGUUGCAGCAUUCAGAGCAAAGGGUAGGAGAAAGGCUCGAGUGGUAGGCAAUUCCAAACAUUUAUUUUAUUGAAAAUUUCCAGUGGACAGAUAAAGUGAAAGAAUUUGAACAAGAAAGGAAAAGUAAGAGGUUUGUAUCGAUACAUGAAAGUUGGGUUUUCUGAGCUUGGAAGUAGGGUGACAACAGAAGCUUGACAGGAAAAGUAUUGAGGCAGGGUGUUUUGAUCAUUAUCUUAUGUCCUCUUAAAAUGGUGGUUAGGUAAAGGUAAAGGUACCCCUGACCAUUAGGUCCAGUCAUGGCUGACUCUGGGGUUGCGAUGCUCAUCUCGCUUUAUUGGCCGAGGGAGCCGGCGUACAGCUUCCGGGUCAUGUGGCCAGCAUGACUAAGCCGCUUCUGGCAAACCAGAGCAGCACACGGAAACGCCGUUUACCUUCCCGUCAGAGCAGUAACUAUUUAUCUACUUGCACUUUGACGUGUUUUGAACUGCUAGGUUGGCAGGAGUAGGGACCAAGCAACAGGAGCUCACCCCGUCACGGGGAUUCAAACCACCGACCUUCUGAUUGGCAAGUCCUAGGCUCUGUGGUUUAACCCACAGCACCACCCAUGACCCAAAAAUGCUGGUUAUUCCACAGUAAUUGCCCAAGGUGGAAACAGCCUUAACUAGACAGCCAGUCUGAAAGCACCCAAAGAACACCCCACCCCACCCACCCAGUCUAAGAACACCAGCUCUGAAUUUUCUGAAAAUUUGACCAUAAUGCUUAUGCCUGUUUUUUCUUUUUUUUCCAUGAUUUGAGAGCUCACAAAAACUGAUCAAGACAAGACAAUCUAUACCACAUCUGCUGUAGAAAAGACUAGCAUUGCUUCAGCAGAUUCCUACUUGUACAAUCGCUUGGCUGUGCCUUUUGAAAGUACCACCUCGUUACUGAUGAAACUUAUUAUUAUUAUUAUUAUUAUUAUUAUUAUUAUUAAAACCUCACUCUUUCCAUUGUGCUGUUUCAGGCUCUUGGGUGGCUUCCAGCCUUCUUCCCUCUCCACUUAUUUUUCUGGAUGUGCUUUCCGAGACACUCAACGAAGGAGACUCCAUUAAGAUUGCUUGUUUGGCACCCAGGCAGUACAAGGAUGCCCUGUUUUAUUUGUUCAAGGUGAGCCAUGGGGAGCCGCUGCAGGUUGUGCAUGCCGCAGAAGCACAGCACCAAGUUAUUUUCCUUCUGGAGAACAUCACUCGCAGUGAUGGAGGGCAGUACAAGUGCCAGUUUGGCGUCUACAAUGGAAGUGCAUUGAAACCGUCUGAGUUUAGCAACCUCCUUGAGAUUACAGUGGAAGGUGAGUGCUACCAAAGCUUGAUGAGCUCAUUUUGGGGGAUUGGUCGCACCCGCCUUGCUUGCAAGCCAUGACCAGCAUCAUACCCCAUAGUAGAGGCUACGCCAGAGCUUUCCAAACUGUGUGUCGUGACAUGUUAGUGUGUCGGCUGCAGUGUUUAGGUGUGUUGUGUGAACGCUCCCUGUGCUCCUCCCGGGGCUAGAAAGGGGUUAGUUUAACCUCCGGUUUGUCAGGAAAAUGGAAUGGUGCAUGUCUAAAAAGUGUCAUCGGCAUGAAAAGGUUGGAAAGCCCUGGUCUACAUAGUAUGGUGAGAGUCUUGACUUUUGGAUUCUAGUGCAGAGGUUCCCAAAUUUCCCCCCCUCUGGGUCACACUUUCAAAAUAAAAAUUUGCUCGCGCCACAACAAACAUAUAUAUGAAUGAAAUACACUUGGGGGGGGGGACAAUUCCUAGCAAUUCUUGAUUUAUAACACAGAACACAACUAAAAUAAUUAAAAAUAUGUUCCAGUGGUGUCCAAACGUUUUUCAAAGAGGGCCAGAUUUGAUGAAGUGAAGGGCCGUGAGGGCCGACCAAAGUUGUGCUUUUAGGAUUGAAGUUGUUGAGGUUUUCUUUGGAUUUUACCCCAGGAAAUAAACUGCGAUAGGCCGGAUUAAACCGACCAGCCCCUGAAACAGCCUUUGGACAUGCCUGGUUACCAGUGGUGUAGCGUGGGUUGUCAGCACCCGGGGCAAGGCAAGUAAUUUGCGCCUCCUAGAGUGAGUGAGCCAGGUAGGGGCAGAAAGCUGCGAGUGCGAGCGCGCCCCCCCAGAUGUUGCGCCUGGUGCGGCCAGCCCCCCCUGCACCCCCCACGCUACGCCACUGCUGGUUACUAUACUGCACUGAAAUGUUAAAAUGCUUCUUUGAUUAUCCUGGAAUCUUUCCCACCACACUUGCCAUCCUCUUCUGCCACAUCAGUGUUGUGUGCCACAACCUUGGAGAACCAUUGCUAUAGGGAAAAGGUUGGGAAUAUGUUCACAGAAUCACAGACUCAUGGAGUUGGAAGGGACCAUAAGUGUCAUCUAGUCCAACCCCCUGCAAUGCAGGAAUCUUUUACUCAUGGUCUCAAAACCAUGACCCAGAGAUUAAGAUUCUCAUGCUCUACCAACUGAGCUAUACCUUAGUAGGGAUAUCCCUUGCUCUGGCAGGGUUUUCACAAUAUUGGUCAGGGCCUGCAAUUAGCACCUGACAAACUUGGAAAGCUGUUGGAGCACUAAAAGGGACCACCACUGAUUCAUUUCCUAAGCCCUCCUCUUAAAAACAAACAAACCCUGGCCUGGUAUUCUUAGAAGUGCUGGGCAGUCUAGAUAGUAUGCAGAGGAUCAUGAUAUCUCUCCCUGGAAGGUGAUGGGACAGAAAGGAAACAUAAACAAGCUGUAAAGAAAGAUUAAAUUGAUCUAUGAAACCCAGUGAGCUUUGUGGCUGAAUGGGUCCUAGAUCAACACUUGAACCAUUGCGCCACAACAGUGUAUGUAUAAAUUUCGUAUAAAUUUUAAUUGGUAGUGCAGGUCCAGGGUGGAGUGACUUUGGGGAUGGGCAGGAAAACACAACCUGGAGACAUUCUGUCAAGCUCUGCCCACUGGUGUGACUCACGAGCAGUGGAAUAGCAAUCAAUACCCAUGUCAGGAAUGUGGCUCACCAGAGCGCAGGGGAAGAGUCAGGCUGAGAAACUGAGCUAAGUGAGAGAGAGAGACAGACUCUGCAGAUGAGAGCUGUCUGACAGAGCUGAGAAGGGGCAGUUCGACCCCGCCCCUUCCUGAAGAAGACACUGUUAGCUCUCAAGAAGCGGGAGAGUUAGGAGGCAGCCAGAGUGUUGCUAGGCAAUCAGCAGAUAAGCAGAGGACUGAGACUGUGUCAAGUGAAAGUGGGGAGGGGGAAGGCCAGCCUCUCAGUCCCUGUUCUAGGAGACUGGAUAAGAUCAGAAGACAACAGAAGGGCGAGAGGGGAAGGGCGGGAGUUUGGCAUCCUUCCUGCUGUGGGAGGGGCAAAGAUUCAGACUGACCAACUAUCGUCAAUGUGAGCAGGCGAGAAGCCAUGCUCUUGAUGUGUUUUUUUGUAAAUAAACAUACAUAAAACUGCCAGAGACUCAUUACUUCUUAUCAGGGCUUGCUUGCCUGCCUGAGAUCAUUGCAAUCCAUGACUGAAAAAAAGCCAGAAUAUGUAGAAGCUGAUGUACCAAAUGUGCCCACAGAAAAACUGGAUCUUUUAAUUAUCUGGAAGCACCCUUUUUUUGUUCCUGGAGACCAUGUUUGGCUCUUGUAAGGGUGGGGAGAUGACUGAUUUUAGCAAACCACUUUUUAUUUUACAUUUAUACAUUCCUUUCAAAAAGGAAAAACUGCCCGGUCAUCUCUUCUUUUUCUUUUUUGUUUCAGCAUCCAGCUUGACCACUUUCCCUCCAACAGCUCAGCCAAGAUCUGAUUCAAAAGGUAGGCGCUAAAGGGAAGAUGAGCAGUGAGUGUUUGGGAAACGUGUCAGAGGGCCGUUGGGGAAAUGUUUGGGGAAAGAUGCACGGAAGUGCAGCCGAAAGGCCUUUUGGAGCCUACCUGGGGCAGGACACUGCUCCACACUCCAGAAAAAUAGAUUUGUAUUUUCUUGCUUUGUUCUCUUGCAUUAACUGUAGCUGACUUGCUGCCUCCAUUUCCAGGUCCAUUCUGGGUUCUCCCCGUUGUCCUGAGUGUAGUUGGAGUACUGCUUCUGGCUGUGAUCCUGCUGGUGGCCGCGAUUGCAUUGAGACGCUGUAUGUGGAAUUCAGAAAAUGAAUAUGUCUAAUCUUCCUGUUUAAGGGCACUGGCCAAUAAGGAUGAUGCCUAGCCUAGGUUGGAGACCUCUAAGACUUUCUUACAGACCCUGUUUCACUUUGUGGCCUUUUGGUAUAUUACUUGACGACAAAGAUUUUGCCAAAACAGUCCCUAACCGUGAGUGCACGAUACGCGACAGUGAUGGGAAACUGGAUGAGGGGUUAGACUGCUAGACAAGCUUUAGCUGUAAAAUAUCUGAAAGAUUUAUAGUCUCUCUGCUCUGAAAGGUAAUUACUUUCUUAAAUGGAGAAUCCAGAUGACAUCAUUAUCAGCCCAUUACAGACCAAUGUUUUUCUUUAGUAAUAAUAUACAAUAUGAGCAGGAACAGCACUAUUAUGGCUUUCUAGGGCUACUGUGUCUUUAAUUAGAAGUUUCCUCCUUGUAACCUCUGUAAUUAGUUCCUUCCCAUUCACUGUGAGAUUGGCCUUGAAUUAAUCAGUUACCGUACUGUUUUUAUGCAGAGAGGCAGAAUAUUUUAAUUACUGGUUUCCUCUUUGCAGCCAAAGAAAUAACUCAUUUUUUAAAAAACACUGUUUCAUCUAAUUGCGACUGUGUGUUUAAAAAGAAAAUGAAUAUUAGUAUCAUCCUCCUCAUCCCUUGCUUCCUGUAACAUCUCUCCUGAUUAAAAGCUUGCCACCAGAUUGUGACAUUUUGGUUGGUCCUAAUAAAGAUAUCAUCCAACUAUAGAUUUCUGAGGUUUUCUUCUUAUGGACCAACACUGCUACCUUGUCUGUGCAUGUGUGUAGAAUAUGUGAAUACUUAUUUUUGCAUCUUUUUUUCUUUAUUGUGUAUUUUCCCCAUAUUUGUUUCAAUUAAAAACAAAUUUCAAUUUAAAAAAACUUUAGCUGCAGAGAGGAGACCAGUAAUUAGCCCCCACUCCAGCAGCGAACAGGAACUGACUAAGGAACAAUUUAGCUGAACGGGGCUAUUAUAGGGACAGAAGACGCAAAGAGGAAGCUUCUAGUUAAAGGGGAAACUGAAGAGGACCUUUGCUGAAUGGGACUUACUUCUGAGUAAAUAUUAUAGCAGUGUUCUGGCCAUGGGCCUGAGCAUUACUAUAUAAUAGAGUUCUAUUAUUAAUUGCCAUGUAGAAACACCAUUUUCAAUCCACUUCCAGCUGAUUAUGGAAAGCAAUGCCUCAGAAAUGCUAAAGGGUCCUAUAGCAUAGCAGGAAGCACUAGGUACAGUUUCUUACUAGCAGUGGUGUGCGGUCGGUGAACGUGGCAGACUAGGCCAGUCCCACAAAUGUUCCUGGUAAGUUAGAGUAUUUAAGUCUUAAAGUCUGGUGCCUCCCUCCCGAAGCCUGGGAAGCGUCUACUUUGCUUAGGGAGCGAGGCAUGAUGCUCCAGACAGGGUCCAAGAGCCCUCCUGCCACCUUCCCACAGCCUGAUUUUGGGAAGGAGGCAGGAGGUCUUUAGCAUCCUGUCAGAGGCAUGGCUCCUCCUUCCCAAAGCCCAGAAAGAUGCUCACGUGCGUGACAUUUCUCCACCCCACCCCCAUUGCCCUUGCAAGCUGGUGCCUGAGGCCCUAUCUGUUCUCCUAUGAAAAAUUGCACUGUCUGAGCAGUUUCACCUUAGUAUUCACAUUGCUGACACAGUUCCGGUUCAUAGCUGUCAACCUUUCAAUUUUUUUAAGGGAAAUUCCCUUAUUCCGAAUAGGAUUCCUCGCAAGAAAAGGGAAAAGUUGACAGCUACGUAUCUGCUUAGUUAAUCCUUGUCAAGGUAAAAAUGCCUUGCCAUUUCCACAUCUGGCCAGUGUGUGAAGUGGAUUGCCAAAGCGUGUGCCGAUGGCAGCGAAGCAUGGCUGCUGCACACAUCAACAACCCCUCUCGUUGGGUGCAUGCACUUGAAACUCCCGGAUCUCUGUUGGGAAUAAGCCCUAGAGCUGGCUAUGAAGGGGCCCGCAAGGACAGAGCAAUGUAUGCCCAGGUAUCUGCAGGGCGGUAAGAGAAGCCAUUGUUGUGCAUGGGGGUAAAAGGCAGGAAAUUUAUAACUCCUAGAGGGUCACAAGCUGCGUGACGUAUGCCAUAAGCAUCUCCACCCCCACCGUCCAGCCCGGACACUGAGGUCCAGCUCCGAGGGCCUUCUGACGGUUCCCUCACUGCAAGAAGCGGAGCUACAGGGAACUAGGCAGAGGGCCUUUGGGGUGGUUGCACCCACUCUGUGGAAUGCCCUCUCAAACAGGUAAACAGCUAGGUGAUUUUUAAAAAAACAUCUGAAGGCAGCCCUGUUCCGGUGAAGUUUUUAUUGUGCUUUUGCUAUUUUCAGUUUGGAGCUGCCCAAAGUGUCUGGGGCAUAUAAAGUUGUUGUUGUUGUUGCUGUUGCUGCUGCUGCUGUUGUUGUUGUUAAAUUUGCAGCCCUCAACUGGACACAAGCAGUAGGGACUUUGUACCCUCAGAGUGCCUAAUAAUGUCAGGACUGCAUUUCCUUUUCUGAUGCUUCCCUCUUGUUUCUUCCCAUUUUACUAGUUAAAGAGAGAAGAAAGAAGCAAAGGUGAGAGGAGCUCACCCCCCAUUUAUGCAGUUUCAAAAAACUCUGGUCGAGGUGAAACAUUUCGGAUGUGUCCUGAAAGUCGGGGGGAGCAGAGGGGCAGACCUGUGCCAGGCUGGGGUAGGGAAUUAUUGGGGCAGAGGCAGAGAGUAGCUUUUUCCCUUGUGGAUGUUUCUCCUGAGGGGCUUGCUUGAAGAAAGUUUUCCCCAGCUAAGGGGUGACUAUCAAAGAAUUGUAGAGUUGGAAGGGACCCUGAGGAUCAUCUAGUCCAGCCCCCUGCAAUGCAGGAAUAUGCAGCUGUCCAGGGAUUGAACCUGCAACCUUGGCAUUAUCAGCACCACGCUCUAACCAACUGAGCUAUCCAGGCACAAUAGAAAAGCAACACUAUAACAAAGGGGUUAUAUUAAAUGCUUGUCCUAGAAAGUGUGAAUGGCGAACAAGCAGCCUUGCUUAUAGCGAUCACCACACUACAUGCAGCAGAGGGCAGAUUUUGCUCUAGUUGAAAUCCACUUGUCUAUACAACAGACCCAGGAAAUAGGGUCUUGUCCUUGUGCCUGAAAGGAUAAAUCAAACCUGAUAAAUUAGCCUGGUGGGAAACUAAUGUAGGCAGUAGCUCUCAGCAGAUUUCUUUGGGAGAGCUAACAAGUACUGCAGAAUUGCAAAAUAUUCCCGUUAGUUAUAUAUAUUUUUAUUUGCUUAGGGUACUGGACUCCUGCUGGACAGAAACAAGCUACCCCACCACAGGUAUGUUAAAUGUAAGUGCCAAGGACAUGUGACUGCACAUUUUCCGUGGCUGCUUCUGUUUGCAUUUGUGUAUCAGAGGCAGGUGAAGUAUCAGCCGAAAGAGAUCAGUGGUCACCAAUACCACCUGAAUGCUGAGCUUGGGACAAGACCCAGCAAUGGGGUCAAGGGUAUCGGUUGUGCUCUUAUUCCUGAGCAUGGCUAUGCAACUUUAUAUUCAUUGGCACGCAAAAGAGAGGAACCCAUUCACUUCGCAUCACAACCCAGAUUUUGCAAGUGAUGGUUUGCUUAUCAUUGGCAACGUAUUAUUUACAUCAGGAACUGAAGAAAUACAGGUGAAAAAUGAGUCUGGCCCAGUUAAAAGCAGACAAAGCCAAGAACAGAGAAGGAAAGGACCACUGCUCAUGUUGGUGGCCCAAUGCCCAGAAAAAAGAAAGCUUUGCCUUAGCAAAACAAGUUCUCUCCAGCCCAAAACCAUACUCUACAAACAGGGGGAGAUGCAGGCAUAUUACAUACUAUGUUCCAUUCCUAUUCUUGGCAUCUCUAGACUACUGUAGGGACGCGGGUGGCGCUGUGGGUUAAACCACAGAGCCUAGGACUUGCCGAUCAGAUGGUCGGCGAUUUGAAUCCCUGCAACGGGGUGAGCUCCCGUUGCUCGGUCCCAGCUCCUGCCAACCUAGCAGUUCAAAAGCACGUCAAAGUACAAGUAGAUAAAUAGGUACUGCUCCGGCGGGAAGGUAAACGGCGUUUCCAUGCGCUGCUCUGGUUCGCGGGAAGCGGCUUAGUCAUGCUGGCCACAUGACCCGGAAGCUGUAUGCCGGCUCCCUCGGCCAAUAAAGCGAGAUGAGCGCCACAACCCCAGUGUCGGUCACAACUGGACCUAAUGGUCAGGGGUCCCUUUACCUUUAGACUACUGUAAGAGAAACCUUGUUCCUAUGUUAUGUUGCUGUGCUGACAGUGGAAAGGUCCAGAGAGAAGGGAGGGACAGAAAGUAAAGUGGCAGAAUAACUUUUUAAUUCAUUUGUAUUGAAUGCUUUCCACCCCCUUUCCUUUUUUUAUCACUGAAAGAACAAACAAGAUUACACCCAUCAGUUCCCUGAAAAAGAAUUAGAGUUGGUGUUGAUAAUCUUACCACUACAUGUCAUAACUUCCUUGAUUCUGUGUGAUCCCACAUGAUCAAUGAAAAGAAGAUAUUACAAGUGCUGUUUGGUUGCUUUUAGAUGUUAAGACAUUUGUGUAACUAAAAUUUAUUCAGUUAUCAAGUAACCUUGUUCACGCUGCUUCUUCCGCAGAGACAUCCUUUGAUAACUCCAUGUACACUAUUACAAUGGUAAGUUGUUAACAUGGGAACCAGAAGUUGGAAUCUAGCUGCUUUUAGGAAUUGAGACCAGAGAGUUCUGUGGGCUAUUAUAAAGCAGUCUCCCCAUGGCUAGGAAUAACCCUAAGGCAGUCACAAAAAGAGCUGGGUAGCAAGGAUAUAUAUUAUGGCAUCCAACGUAGAGAGAGAAAUUUAAUGGUGAUUUGGCUGUUAUGUAGAGCUCAUUCCCAUGGUUUAGCUCUCCACAUUCUAGUAUUUUUUGUCUCCUUAAUUUAUCUCCAUCUUGGCAUUUUUAUCUCGCAAGAAAACGGACCAGGAAACUAUAGAGAACAAUGGUGCUUGGAUCUCGUCAGCUACAAGUACAAGACUUUCAUCCCGCUGCUCUGUGGAAAAGCCAGAUUUUUGUACUUUUAGAGGAUCAGAAUGA
This is a messenger RNA of Podarcis lilfordi (Lilford's wall lizard), 11929 nucleotides long. The record is from the annotation of a GenBank genome assembly. NCBI's taxonomy places the organism in Eukaryota, Metazoa, Chordata, Lepidosauria, Squamata, Lacertidae.